AUGGAAAUGGAGUUCACGCAAAUCGUAGAUUAUACCCACAAGAUUGUCACAUGCCUCACGAAGCUCAGAAAGAAGGUGAAGGGCGUGGAGAACAGCCAACGAGCAAGCGGUUCCUCGAACGAUUGGAGAGCAACAGCCGUAAAAGCGAAAGUCAAGCUUCCAAAAUUAGAACUUAUCAAGUUCAACGGCAACCGGAAGAAUUGGCAAGCAUUCUAUGGAUCAGCUGCCAUCCAGGGACUACAGCCAACCGCUCAAUGCUAUGCGGACGCGAUCGACCUUCUACAGCAGCGAUUCGCCAAGCAAGAGGCUCUGGUAUACGACCACAUGAAAAGUCUGAUGGACAUCCAGAAGGUACCACUACAGGGCAAUGCCCGAACCCUGCGUCGUUUGCACGACAGUCUUCAGGCGCACAUCUGGGGACUUAGAGCACUGGGUGUGGGCGAGGAAUCCUACUGCGCCAUGCUCUACCCUCUCCUACUGCGAGCACUACCGAAGAACAUGUCCCUGGACUACAACCGGAAGAUGUCGUUGGAGGACACCAAGAACGCCACUGCAGUGACGGGCACCAGUCCCGAGUCUCCAACAGAGAAUGUUCAUCUAAGAGCUCUACGGACUCUACUCAAAUUUAUUUGA
Molecule: messenger RNA, 633 nt
Organism: Ixodes scapularis (black-legged tick)
Lineage: Eukaryota; Metazoa; Arthropoda; Arachnida; Ixodida; Ixodidae
Exons: 2
Coding region: 1-633 (210 amino acids)
Source: RefSeq, a predicted model, not a curated record